CACUUAUUAAAUAAGGAAUAUCUCUCGUAUAUCAUCGAAUUAUAUCCCGAACUUUGAUCUGCAUAUACAUAUACAUAUGUAGGGUUUCAUCGGGAAUGCCUUAUGUUGCUUGUCAUCAUUUCGCAGAAAAUUUGAGUACCGGGUAUAGAAAUCUGGUACUCAAAUGAUAUAGGGAUAUAUUCGAUUCGGAAGCGUUUGAGAUACAGGGUAAUGGUAGCUCCGACUGGCUGGUUUUACAUUUUGAAUUUAGCUUUGAAGGCGGUUUUGUGGCGCCACUGGAUUGGUAUGGUGUUGCCAUUGGCUUAUCCGAUGUUAGAACCACGAUUUGUGUAGCUUGUAAAACGUACGUACGUUUUACUUCCAUUUUUAAUAGUGAACUGUACCGCCCGUGUAAGUUUUGCACCUCACAACAGGUGUUCAUGCUCCUUCCUUGGUACAUUUACCUUCGGUGGGAGUGUCCUGCUGAAACUACUGCCAUGACAGCCAGCUGUUUGAAUGGUGGCCAUGGCAACAUCCAAUCCUGCCACAACAAUGACAAUGACUCGUUCAGUUGGACGACUCAGUCGACUCAGUACAUACAUGUCGCUGUUCAAUGUCUGCAGCUGGUGGUCUGCCCAGUGCGCCGAUCCCGGAGAGCAAUACGAUGUGGCCAGCCUACUGUGCGCCCGAUUUGGCCUGGAGGAACAGGAGAAGGACUACAUCAUAGUGGGCUCCCAGACGGGGCAGCUGAGUAUCUACUACCCGCACAGGCGGGGCUACGAUGCCACCGAUCUCCUGCUGGAGACUCUGAUGCCGGCCCCAAUUCUCGGCUUGUAUGCCGGAAAGUUUAGCGGGAACGUUCGCAACGAGAACACCAACCAGCUGGGCGUGCUCCUGCCCAACGCCAUCGCCAUCUACAACGUCCAAGCCAUCGGCGGACUGGCGGAACACGGAGCCCAGGUGCGCCUGCAGCUGCAUGCGGAGCACAAAUUCAAACGGGUGGCCUUCGGCCUGUGCCAGGGCCACUUCGGGCAGGUGAAGGGUCGCGAGUUCUUCUGUGUGGUACAUCUGGACGGGACCUUGACUUUCUACGAGCAGGACGGCAUCUCCUACGAGUGUCGUUUCCCCGGAUACCGGGCACUGCCGGCUCCGGUGUCCUACUGCGAGCGCACCGACAGCUUCUUCCGAUUCAGUGCCUCCUGGCACCUGCAGUGCUAUAGCUACCAGGACCUGUCCCAUUCGCUGAUGACCAAGAGCAGCUACCAGCCCACCUGGACGCAGGGUGUGGGCGAGGGCAUUGUCGACAUGCGGGUGGUCCAAGUAAAGGAGAACUGCUCCUACAUCAUGAUCCUGGGCGAGCGGAACUUCAUCUCCCUGGAUGACAAUGGGAAGUUCAUCUUUAUUCUAAAGUUGGACUACGCCCCCAAGUGUUUCCACAGCUUCGUAGUGGGCUAUUAUUGGGAGCCCGGCGCACGCCUGAUCACAGCCAUCAUUUCGGACUCUUCGAAGCUGCAUAUCUACGAAGAGGCCAACAUCAUUUGGGCGGCACAAUGGCCAAACCAGGCGAACGCUCCGGUGGCCAUACAGCGCUCCAAUAUGCAGGGCCUGGCCGGGGGCAUAGUGACGCUCGGGGCCAGGGGCCAGCUCGAAGUGGGAUAUCUGGGCGCCGAUCCCUUCACGUUUCAGGUGCAGCCGCUGAACAUCGAGGCGCUGAGCUUCGCCCAGGCGCAUAAGGAGCUGCAGCAACUGGAGGACGAGAUCAAGGAGGCGGUGGAUGUACGCGACAUGGACGCUCUCAAUCAGCAGGCAGCGGAUCAGGUGCGUCUUAGCUUUAGCAUCCAGACGGAUGUCUCUGAGGAUCUGGACACCCUUUUGCUGGACGUGCCCGCCGACGUGGCCGUCAAGGAGAUGCCCUCGGCCAAGGGCUUGCUGCGCUUCAAAAUCAAAGCGGACCUAGCGGAGCUGCAACUGGUGUUCCAGACGCCCAACGGAGUUCGCUGCAGCCAGGACACCAUUAGCUUUGUGGACGUGGUCGCGGGCACCAGCCAGGAGCUGAAGCUGGACUUUUAUAUUGCCGAACUGCUACACAUCCACAGCACCAAAGUGGAGGUGGUGGCUUCCUUUGUGAAUCCUCGGGGCAUUCCGCGGGUCAUACAGCAGAACGCCCACCUGCCGCUGGGCAUGUUCUAUCGCGUGUGUCAGCCUCAGAAGGCGGCGGGCAUCAAGCUGACGUACAGUAUAACCAGCAGACACGUCGCUCCGAAACUGAGAACUUUCUUUGGAGAGUUCCUCGAAGGACAGGCCGAUGCCCACGCCCUCGGCCUCCAGCUGCUGUGCCCCGGCCUGGACAAGCAGUCCGAGGUCAUCACUGUGGUAGCGGCCAAGAGCUCCAACCGCAUCCGCAUCCAGUCCGACUACGUGGAGACUUUUGCAAUGAUCCUGGAGCGCCUUGUGCAGACGACGCUGCAGCUGGACAGCUCCGCUGGCCUCCUUAAGAUAGACAAGAAGAAACUUAAGCGCGGGGUGCUCAAUCGGCGCGUAGAGCGGCUCAUGGCCGCCCCCUUCCUGCCCACCCAGCCCAUCCUCCAUCGCGUCGACGUGCACCACGAGACCCAGCAGAACAUUCGAAAGCAGACGGAGAAAAUGGAGGACCUCUGGCAGCAGUUCAAGACCCUCCAGCGACAGUUGCAGGAGCAGCAGGAGCAGGAGCCCAAGGAGGCCCUCACCAUGCAAAUCGAGACGAACUACGACCAGCUGAUACUCGAGGGCGACAAGCUCGUGGAUAUACGGCGGGACGAGCGCAGGCAACGCUGUGACCUAAACUGCGCCGUGGCUUUGGCCAAAUGGAUUAUUCAGGCCCUGAACCUGGAGGAGCGCGUAGUCAACGUUGUAGGCUCUGUUCUAAGUGUUCCCGUCGAGGACUGGACCGAACUGAGUUGGGAAGAAUCGAUGGCGCCCGGCAUAGACAUGCUGCAUCACUUUGGGCCACUGACCCGCUCCAAAUCGACUUCGACCCAUGGACUGCUGGAUGCCACCGACACCAACAAGGACAGCUUCGACUAUGGUCGCUUCAGGCGGCACUUUGCCACGCUAUUUGACCGAAUUGUGCGUCUGGCGUCUUCUCCGCAGCCGUCAGCCGGUAGCGGCGUCGACUCGUCCGGCGCAGAGCAGCCGGUGGAGGUGGGGGAGGGGGAGGAGCAGCAGCCGGCCAAGCAAGCGGAUGAGAUUGGCAGAAUGCACCGCAUGCUGGGGGACCAGUGCCUGCCGCUGGCACCGCUCAAGCGCAAGUCCAACAUGACCACCUCCUUGGAAGCCGUUGAAGACGAUGAGGAGUACGACGAGGAGGAUCUGCGCGAGGACGUGGGAUACCGCAAGGAGUAUGGCACUGGAACUGGGACUGGGACUAGCACUGGGACCCAGAAGACCUCUAGCCAGCCACGCUCCGAGUGGGUCAACGAAGACUUUGAGCUCCCUACCACCGAGGAGCUGUUCAGCGACCUAGGCAUCUGGUGGUAGUAGGGCCUCCCAUUGCCAUUCCCAUUCCUAAUCUCAUAGCAAGUGUCCAAUAAAUGCUAGAGCUGUCCCAA
Drosophila pseudoobscura is the source of this 3566-nucleotide messenger RNA. It is a transcript of the gene BBS9, whose product is annotated as Bardet-Biedl syndrome 9. The record is from RefSeq and is a predicted model, not a curated record. Bases 496 to 3495 code for a protein of 999 amino acids. Gene Ontology annotation, biological process: cilium assembly. NCBI's taxonomy places the organism in Eukaryota, Metazoa, Arthropoda, Insecta, Diptera, Drosophilidae. Gene Ontology annotation, cellular component: BBSome; membrane. The transcript is spliced from 8 exons.